Messenger RNA from Silurus meridionalis, 748 nucleotides. It is a transcript of the gene commd3, whose product is annotated as COMM domain containing 3. The transcript is spliced from 8 exons. NCBI's taxonomy places the organism in Eukaryota, Metazoa, Chordata, Actinopteri, Siluriformes, Siluridae. The coding region runs from base 46 to 633 and encodes 195 amino acids. Gene Ontology annotation, biological process: sodium ion transport. The record is from RefSeq and is a predicted model, not a curated record.
CGGGUCACGUGACCAGGAGGCGCCGCUUUGCGUCUCGGCAACAAAAUGGAGUUGUCAGAUUCGGUAGUAAAAGGGCUUCAAGUCCUCUCCGAUCCCGCUUACUUGGACUUAAAAUCGUUCACCGUCUUCACCGAAGCGGCUUUCGACAGUCUGCUGUCCUUUCCGACAGGCAGCGUUUUCGAUUACCCAGAACUGAAGAACCUAGAUCAGGCUCUCCUGAAACACUGUCAUAUUGCAGCAACAACGUUCAUCCUGGAAGGAGUAAAACAAAACGCAGACAAGUCGACCCUAUGCUCAUGCCUUGAAGACCUCAAAUUCGACAGCGAGAGAGUGGACGCGUUUUACAUCCGCUAUCAGAAAAGCAAACCUAGCCUGGAAAAAGUGUUGUCGAGCAUCGAUAGGUGCCCUCCUCACAUAACAGAUGUUUCUUGGCGCAUAGAUUACUGCAUAAAGAACAGCCAUGUGCAUAAGGUCAAUCAGCCAUCAUAUCUGCUUUCUUUAAAAACUGAGAAUGGUGAAAAUAACGUAGGAUCUUCGGAACUAAAUUUUAGCUGCACCUUGGAGCAACUUCAGGAUUUACUGGGUAAGAUGAAGGAUGCCGCGAAGAGUCUGGAGAGAGCAACCCAGCUGUGACUCUCCCAGUCAGUCCAUCAGAUCUGUAUAGGAACAUCUUUUACCUGAUCAUGACCAUGUGGGAUGUUUUUUUGUACGUUACAACGUUCACAAUAAAAUAACAAAUAAAAUCUCA